Coffea eugenioides is the source of this 1308-nucleotide messenger RNA. Its product is annotated as subtilisin-like protease SBT5.6. NCBI's taxonomy places the organism in Eukaryota, Viridiplantae, Streptophyta, Magnoliopsida, Gentianales, Rubiaceae. The coding region runs from base 1 to 1308 and encodes 435 amino acids. Gene Ontology annotation, molecular function: serine-type endopeptidase activity. The transcript has 6 exons. The record is from RefSeq and is a predicted model, not a curated record. Gene Ontology annotation, biological process: proteolysis.
AUGAAGAACAAUACUUAUGAGGCAGGUCUGCCAUUGGCCGAUUGGAACUCCAUUAGUAGAUGCACAAUUAUCACUGUUCAUGAUGAUGAUCAGAAAAUAAUUGGGGCUCGAUACUACCUAAAGCAUUAUGAGGCUGAACAUGGCCCUGUUAAGGAAAAAAUGGAAUUCCGUUCACCUAGAGACAAAAAUGGUCAUGGAACUCAUACAGCAUCAACUAUCGGAGGACGAAGAGUUCCUAAUGCUUCUUCCUUGGGUGGAUUCGCCAAUGGUACUGCCUCUGGUGGCGCUCCUCUUGUUCGCCUAGCCAUCUAUAAAGUCUGUUGGCAACCUGAUCCUCUAGAUGAAGUAGUAUGCCCGGACGGUGAUACGCUUGCUGCCUUCGACGAUGCCAUCAAGGAUGGUGUUCAUGUUAUUAGCCUCUCCAUUGGUAGCAACACUAGCUCUCCGUAUGCUGAAGAUGGCACUGCAAUUGGAUCAUUGCAUGCCCUGAAGAGAGAUAUCAUCGUGGUAUGUAGUGCUGGUAAUUCAGGGCCAACUCCAUCAUCUGUGUCAAAUGUAGCUCCAUGGCUCAUCUCAGUUGGUGCUAGUAGCAUUGAUCGAAUAUUUCAAUCAACAAUUGUUCUGGGAAAUGGCCUGAUUGUUCAGGGGCGUACAGUAACGCCAUUUAGGAAGACCAAGAAAUAUCCUUUGGUGUAUGCUGUUGAUGUGGAAAUCCCGGGCAAAACCACCAAUCUGACUACCGGGGGCUGCUUUCCUGGUACGCUUUCCAAAAAGCUUGUUAAAGGCGAAGUUGUUUUCUGCUGGGUAGGAUUCAUUUCUCAGGCAUUGGAAGUAAGAAGAGCAGGGGGAGUGGCUGCCAUUUUUGGCAACCCUUACGGCGGAAAAGGAGUAGAUGAAAGCCCUUUCCUACUCCCUGGAACAACUGUGCUUCAGAAUGAUAGAGCAACAAUAGUGAGUUAUAUAUUGAAUAAUGAAAAUCCAACAGCAACACUUUUCCCAGGAAGAACUAUUAUUGGUACUGGACCAGCUCCAUUUAUGGCUCCUUUCACAGCACUAGGUCCAAAUGGAAUUGAACCAAAUAUUCUCAAGCCAGAUAUUACUGCUCCAGGACUAAACAUAUUGGCCGCGUGGACUGAGGCAUCGCCUCCAACUCAGCUUCUUCAAGAUCAUCGAGUUGUUAAGUAUAACAUUGCAUCAGGAACUUCUAUGUCUUGCCCACAUGUGUCUACCGUAGCUGCAUUGUUAAAAGCUAUACAUCCUGAUUGGAGUAGUGCUACAAUAAGAUCUUCUCUAAUGACCACAGUAUAA